AUGACCGUUAUUACCGACAAUACUGCUCCUCCAGAAUGGGCAAAAGUUCGAUACAAUCGUCGUAUACCAGCCAUGAAAAUCCGCCAUCCAAUCAGUCGCCGUAUUGUCACUGUAGAUCCCGUUAAAUAUAAAACCAAUUUCCGUCGAUUUGAAAUGGAUGCAUUUGAACGACCUAUUUCGUCAUUAAAAUUAUCCCCCCUAUCAACACCUGAACAGGACGAAACAUUACGUAAGCGGUGUGGCAUAUGGACAUCGGAUGAAUUAGCAUUUGUUGCACCCAAAAUUGACGAAAAAAUGGCACUUUCUACACUACGAUUCGAUAAAAAGCCACGCAAAAGAUAUCAUGCAACUACCGGUGAAGAGCUUCCAGGUGAUGAUCGUGCUCUUCGAUACGAAAGAAAGGCAUUGCUGAAUAUUGCUGGAAGGGUGCUAAAUGAAGAUGAAGAUGCCGUUUCUGCUAUUCAUCAUCGCAAAUCGCUCAUGCCCGCACCCCAGCUUGAUUCUACUGAUGCAGUUGCUGGUGUAGUAUCAUUUACUGACGAUGAGGAUCAUUAUUCUUCAUAUAUGCCAUUGUAUGGAAUGGAUGAUGAUGACGAUGACGAUGAGGAUGAUUAUCUUGGAAUUAAGCUUGCACCUGGUAAACAAAUUGUCAAGACUGCACUCAAAACUACUGCACCAACCCCUCUUGCCGGUUUGUUUGAUGACGACUCAUUUGAAGUUACGCCUGCUAGUUUUGGAGCAAAUCCACUCAAACGACCUGCUAGUCCAGGCUUGUUUGAUGAUGAUGAUGAGCCAAGAGAUCAAGAACAAAUCAAGCGCCAGUCAGCUCUUGAUCUAUUUAGUGAUGAUGACAGCAGCGAUAACGAUCAGAGUAAAAGGGAAAGUGUUGAUCUUAUGCACUUGAAAAACCAGCUUGCUGGAGUCGGCACCGGACAGUCUCAAGAGGUGGAACAAAUGAACUUUUCACAGAUGUUGGACAAAACCUCUACAACGGCAAAUCAUUUGGAACCAUUUACCAUCGUGACAACAAUGAUGGCUAAAGACAGCUCCUCUUCCUCUUCCUCAUCUUCAUCCUCAUCUUCUUCCACGGCAUCAUCGGAUUCGAGUUCCAAAAAUGGAUCAGACAAUGAUGAGACUGGUACAUCAGAUACCAACAUGGAUGGAUCAUCUGAUGAAUCUUCCAAUAGCAGCAGUUCUUCUGAUGGAGAUAAAGAUGGCUCUGAUGAUGAACACAAUGAUAAAAAAAAGACUGUAUCUACCAAGAGCGACACGGAAACUUUGGAUGAUGAUACAGAUUCAAGUGAUUCCGACGAUGACGAUGACAAAAGUAUAGAAGCCAGCAAAAAUCUGUCAAGAAAAGGCAAUCACAAAGAUCCCGUCGUGUCAAAUUUGUCAUCAUCUAAUAGCAAUGGGGAAAAAACUGAGCUUGGCAAUCAGUCAAAGAAUACUGAGAUGGAAAUUGACAAGUUGGAAUUAAAGUCGCAGGCUGCUGAUGUAGAUCAAAAGGGAUACAAAGUUUACACGAAUAUACGGGCAUCACUAUUUGCAUCUCAAGAUGCACCUGGGUCCCUUUUUAAUCUAGGAGGUGAUGGUCAGGAUGACAACAAGAUGGACACGGAUCAAGUCUACACUUUAGAAAAGCCAUUUGAUUUGCUUGGUACGCUACAAGGAUCAUCUGAACAUGCUAACCCGGCCACUCAAACCGAGACUAGCGCUCAAAACACCAGAGAUAUUUUUGGAGAAUUCAGUACUUCCAAAUUCUUUUUUGCUCAUCAGGAUAAACCUUGUAUGGCAUCUCGAUCGAUUCUUACCACACCUGACGGCGAAUCAAACAUUUUUCAACGAACCAAUACAGUGGAGGAAAUUGAAAAGAACUGGGAGGAUCUGCGAGGCGAGUUGACGGAAGAGUUUAGACAAAAACACAGAUCAUCUGUAAGGAGUCAAAAAAUGCACAAGUCAAAAUAA
This is a messenger RNA of Batrachochytrium dendrobatidis JAM81, 1965 nucleotides long. RefSeq lists its product as uncharacterized. The record is from RefSeq and is a predicted model, not a curated record. The transcript has 3 exons. Bases 1 to 1965 code for a protein of 654 amino acids. Lineage: Eukaryota; Fungi; Chytridiomycota; Chytridiomycetes; Rhizophydiales.